CAGUCUAUGGUUUACACAAAGAGGGUGUAAUAAUAUAAACAGGGACGCGCAGGAAUGACUUUACUCGUUCUAUUAUGCGUGUUUAGUCAUGUUUUUUACCUUCAGGUUUCUGCUGCGCCGGUUAAUAAUUUCUUCAAACACCUGCAGAGCGCAUCUAAAUUCUGGCAUAUCUCAGACCUGCACUUGGAUCCAACCUACCAUGUCACAGAAGACCACACCAAAGUUUGUUUUUCCUCCAAGGGAGUUCCUGCAUUGGAUCCAGGAGUGUUUGGAGAUUUCCUGUGUGAUUCUCCAUACCAGCUCAUUCUCUCAGCGUUCAGUUACAUGAAACAAGUGGACCUGCAGCCCGACUUCAUUAUAUGGACAGGAGACAGCCCUCCACACGUCCCAAAAGAAGAGCUUUCCACUGAUAUAGUGAUCAAUGUUAUUGCCAAUAUGACUCACACCAUACGUCAGUUCUUCCCAGAGCUACCAGUUUACCCUGCCCUGGGAAACCACGACUACUGGCCACAGGAUCAGUUGCCAACAUCUGGAAAUGCAAUUUACGACGCUGUAGCCAAAAUCUGGUCUCCGUGGUUGAACCCAGCAGCUGUAGCAACUUUGCAAAAAGGUGGCUUUUACUCUCUUGUGAUCAAACCCGGCCUACGUCUGGUGAGUCUCAACACAAACCUGUACUACAGUCCUAAUGAAGUGACUGUAAAUAUGUCUGAUCCUGCUGGGCAGUUCCAGUGGCUGCAGGAAACGCUUGAGCUCUCAAGACAAAACAUGGAGAAGGUCUAUGUAAUUGCUCACGUCCCCAUCGGUUACCUACCCUUUGCUAUAAAUACAACAGCCAUCCGAGAAAGCUACAAUGAACAACUGGUCAAAAUAUUUCGCAACUACAGUGACGUCGUUGAGGGUCAAUUCUACGGUCACACUCAUCGAGACAGCAUAAUGGUUCUGCUGGAUCACAAAGGGAAACCUGUGAACUCUAUAUUUGUCACACCUGCUGUUACACCUAUCAAAAGUCUAUUGGAGCCAUUCUCGAACAAUCCUGGCCUCCGUGCGUAUCUGUACCACCCUGAGAAUUAUGGUUUACUGGAUAUUUGGCAGUUCUAUUUAAAUCUCACUGAAGCAAACCUGGAAAAAAGGUCAGAGUGGAAGCUGGAAUACAUUAUGACUGAGGCUUUUGAUAUCGAAGACAUUCAGCCCCACAACUUGCAUGAACUUGCUCUUAGAUUCGAGCAGCCACAGAGCAAAGCCUUUGAGAAGUAUUUUAACCAUUUUAUGGUGAGCUACAACUUAAACAUCACAUGUGAGAGUAUUUGCAAAAUGGUUCAGGUGUGUGCUGUGCACUUUUUGGAUCGAGAGACCUACUUGCAGUGUAUGGCGAGGGCCAGGAGACCAAAAGAUUGAGCUGAAGUUACAGUUCUGGAGUGGAUACUCAAAAAAAAAAAGGGGGUUUAAAUUUUUUUUAUUAAUAGAAAUCAGGGAACAUUUUUAUUUAAAUAAUAAUAAUAAUAAAAGAGGGAACCUCAGGAAAACAUGUCU
This is a messenger RNA of Rhinichthys klamathensis goyatoka, 1530 nucleotides long. RefSeq names its product sphingomyelin phosphodiesterase acid like 3A (gene smpdl3a). Gene Ontology annotation, molecular function: sphingomyelin phosphodiesterase activity. The record is from RefSeq and is a predicted model, not a curated record. The transcript is spliced from 8 exons. Bases 55 to 1395 code for a protein of 446 amino acids. NCBI's taxonomy places the organism in Eukaryota, Metazoa, Chordata, Actinopteri, Cypriniformes, Leuciscidae. Gene Ontology annotation, biological process: sphingomyelin catabolic process.